This is a messenger RNA of Stomoxys calcitrans (stable fly), 1486 nucleotides long. It is a transcript of the gene yip2, whose product is annotated as 3-ketoacyl-CoA thiolase, mitochondrial. NCBI's taxonomy places the organism in Eukaryota, Metazoa, Arthropoda, Insecta, Diptera, Muscidae. Bases 192 to 1388 code for a protein of 398 amino acids. The record is from RefSeq and is a predicted model, not a curated record. Gene Ontology annotation, molecular function: acetyl-CoA C-acetyltransferase activity. The transcript has 6 exons. Gene Ontology annotation, biological process: fatty acid beta-oxidation.
GUAGUAGUGAUCUGUUUUCGUAAUAUCAUUGGGACCAGAUAACAGCCGUGCCGUACGUACAUUCUUGAAUUUACUGCUGUUGACCCAAAUAAAAAGUCUCGUGAAUUAUUUUUCCUAUAGUCGGUGUGGUGUCGCUAUUUCUUUGAAACAUUUCCUAAUUUUCUUCAUUGUGCAUAUAAUUAAAAUAAACAAUGUCUGCCAUCACAAAAGGAGUAUAUAUUGUUGCUGCUAAGCGCACAGCAUUUGGGACCUUUGGUGGAGCUUUCAAAAAUAUUAAUCAAACACAAUUACAGACAGCUGCGGCAAAAGCUGCCAUUGCUGAAUCAGGAUUAAGUGCGGACAAAAUUGACACCGUUGUUAUCGGCCAUAUCAUGACGUCUUCCUCUACCGAUGGCACCUUCUUGCCUCGCCAUGUCUUGCUCAACUGCGGCAUUCCAAUUGAUAAACCGGCCCUAGGUGUAAACCGGCUUUGUGGUUCUGGUUUCCAAUCCAUUGUAAACGGUGCUCAAGAUAUUCUUUUGGGUAGUGCUAAAGUUUCACUCACCGGUGGUGUAGAAAAUAUGUCGCAAACACCCUUUAUCGCACGCAAUAUUCGUUUUGGUACGACUCUUGGCGUUAACUAUAACUUAGAGGACGCUCUGUGGACUGGUCUUACUGACUCAUAUUGUAAAUUACCAAUGGCGCUUACAGCUGAGAAUUUAGCUGAAAAGUACAACAUUUCUCGCGAGAGGGUUGAUGAAUUUUCCUUGCGAUCACAGAAGAAUUGGGAGAAGGCACAGAAUGAAGGUGCGUUCAAGAGCGAGAUAGCACCAUUUAAACUAAAGGUGAAGGGCAAGGAAGUGGACUUUGCCGUAGAUGAGCAUCCAAGACCUAAAACUAGUUUGGAAGGUUUGGCAAAAUUACCAUCGCUCUUUAAAAAAAACGGCGUUGUUACAGCGGGUACAGCAUCUGGAAUCUGCGAUGGGGCUGCAGCUGUUAUUUUGGCUUCUGAAGAAGCACUGAAAGAAUUCAAUUUGAAACCAUUGGCACGUCUGGCAGCUUAUUCUUAUGUUGGAUGCCCUCCCGAAAUUAUGGGCAUCGGUCCAGUUCCAGCAAUCAAUAACGUAUUGAAAUUGACUGGCAAAAAAAUCCAAGAUAUAGAUCUAAUUGAAAUAAAUGAGGCCUUUGCUGCGCAAACUUUAGCUUGUGCUGAUGUUCUUGGAUUGGAUAUGAACAAAUUAAACGUUAAUGGCGGUGCUAUUGCAUUGGGCCAUCCGUUGGGCGCUAGUGGUAGCCGUAUUAUUGGCCAUUUAACCCACGAAAUGCAGCGCAAGAAAUUGAAAUAUGCUAUUGGAUCAGCCUGUAUCGGAGGUGGGCAGGGUAUAGCAUUGCUUAUUGAAUCAUGUUAGCCAACAUUUUGAGAUUCUACUCACGAAAAGUGAACAUUAUUGAAGUGUAGCAUUUAUAAUGUAAAGAUUAUUUGUUAAAUAUAUUUUUAAUCAGUCUA